Molecule: messenger RNA, 1202 nt
Organism: Melanotaenia boesemani (Boeseman's rainbowfish)
Lineage: Eukaryota; Metazoa; Chordata; Actinopteri; Atheriniformes; Melanotaeniidae
Gene: dpm1
Product: dolichyl-phosphate mannosyltransferase subunit 1, catalytic
Exons: 9
Coding region: 75-827 (250 amino acids)
Biological process (GO): GPI anchor biosynthetic process; protein O-linked glycosylation via mannose
Cellular component (GO): endoplasmic reticulum membrane
Molecular function (GO): dolichyl-phosphate beta-D-mannosyltransferase activity
Source: RefSeq, a predicted model, not a curated record
GUCUCGACACAACACCGGAAGUUGUGUGUCGCUCUUUUCGGCUUUGGGCAGUGUGAGAACUCUUUCACGUCGCCAUGACCAGCCGAAAGACUCCACAACUAAACCGAAACGAUGGGGACAAAUACUCAGUUUUAUUACCCACUUACAACGAAAGAGAAAACCUGCCUCUGAUAGUAUGGCUACUGGUGAAAUAUUUCGGGGAAAGUGGAUACAACUACGAAAUUAUAGUCAUCGAUGACGGGAGCCCAGAUGGGACAUUGGAAUUGGCAGAGCAGUUGCAAAAAAUUUAUGGGGAGGACAAAAUACUUCUACGACCAAGGGCGAAAAAAUUAGGUCUAGGUACUGCCUACAUCCAUGGCAUGAAGCACGCGACUGGGAACUUCAUCAUUAUUAUGGAUGCAGAUCUUUCUCACCAUCCCAAGUUUAUCCCUGAAUUUAUUAAAAAACAGAAGGAAGGUAAUUACGAUCUUGUGUCUGGUACUCGAUACCGUGGCAAUGGAGGUGUAUACGGUUGGGAUCUGCGCAGGAAACUCAUCAGUCGGGGGGCAAACUUUUUGACUCAAGUGUUGUUGAGACCGGGAGCGUCAGACCUUACAGGUAGCUUCAGACUGUACAAGAAAAAUGUGUUGGAGAGUCUGGUGGAGCGGUGUGUGUCAAAAGGGUACGUCUUUCAGAUGGAGAUGAUUGUCCGAGCCAGACAACUCAACUAUACAAUCGGAGAAGUACCAAUUACCUUUGUGGAUCGACUUUAUGGAGAGUCCAAACUGGGAGGGAAUGAAAUUUUAUCAUUUGCGAAAGGACUACUCACACUCUUCGCCACAACGUGAAUAGCAAUGUGCUCCAUGUCAUCCUGCAAUCUCGUAGCUUUUCUCUCAGCGUUCAUGUCACCGUCUUUGUUCAGAAGUUGUAUCAGAAUAGUAAUGAGGAGAGAAAAAAGCUGCCCUUCCCUGUGGUCUCAUAGCGUCAUGACGGUAGAUGGCAAGGCGAGACGUCUAUCCCCAUUAUCAAUAAAAUGAUGUAAAAUAAUUCUCUCAGAAUCGUGAAGGAUUAUAGUGCUUUAAAUUCCCAUCAUCCUCUUUAAUGACUUGCAGGAUAAGCACAUCGAUCAUUCCCAACGCAGCUGGCUGGACUCUGCUUUAACAAAGAUGUCAAAUGGGUCUCCCUUGUUAUUUGUGUCAAAAUAAAUUGUUUGUAUUGCUUGC